CAUCCCCCGCCGCUGCCGCCGCCGCGCCGCGGGAGGAGGAGGCGGAGCGCGUCGCAGGCUGCUCCCGUCAGUUCCCGAGGCGGGGACGGCGGCGGUUCCAGUUUAGCCAACAAUGGCAUCCACACUGAAUCAGAAAGAAGCCACUGGCAACCAAAAUUCAUGGGAUAGUUUGCUCCCAGAUUUACCUAAAGGCCCGUUUUGCAGAUACCGUAAGAAAGCUUCCUUCAACUGGAAAGAGAUGGCAGUGUUACUAGAUGGAGAAGAUAUCAUCCAACUAAAGAACAGAAUCUUCUCUGCUCUGGAAAGUGAUCCUCUCUUUGCACAUCAUCCUGGAGAAGAUUUGUACCGUGAGAAAUAUCAGGAGCUGACAUUUCUGCGCUGUAAAAGGCUCUUUGAGUAUGAUUUUCUUCCUCAGCAAGAGAUCAUAGAGAACCCCUUAAAGAUCUUUAUUAUGGUGCUCUGUAUAGGAAUGUACGAUUGGUCUCUAUGUCUCCAAUUUGUCUUACAUAGCGGUGUAUUUGGAACUGCAAUCAUGAGUGCUUAUAAGAGGUUUGCACACAUUUUGAAACAAGCUUAUAGAAUGGAGAUUUUUGGAUGUUUUGCUCUGACUGAGCUCAGCCAUGGAAGUAAUACCAAAGCCAUACGAACUACUGCCACAUUUGAUCGGAACACUCAGGAAUUUAUCAUCAAUACACCUGACUUUGAAGCUGCAAAGUUCUGGGUUGGUAAUAUGGGAAAACACGCCACUCACGCGGUUUUGUACGCCCAGCUCUAUACUCCUGAUGGACAGUGCCAAGGAUUGCAUUCUUUUCUUGUACAGAUUCGAGAUACAAAAACUCUCCUACCAAUGCCAGGUGUGAUGGUAGGGGACAUAGGAAAGAAAAUUGGACAGAAUGGGUUGGAUAAUGGAUUCGCCAUGUUCCACAAUGUCAGGAUACCUAAAGAAAACAUACUGAAUAUAGCUGGAGAUGUCACAGCUGAGGGGAAGUACUCAAGUUCAGUCAAGGAUGUUAAAGAGCGUUUUAGUGCAGCUCUGGGAACCUUGUCCAGUGGCAGGAUUAUGAUCACGGCAAUUUCCACAACCAAUUUAAAGCUUGCCUUGGCAAUAGCCAUUCGCUUCUCAGCAGCUCGCCGCCAGUUUGGACCAACUGAGGAUGAAGAAAUACCUGUUCUUGAAUACCAAACACAGCAAUGGCGUCUUUUUCCUUACCUGGCCGCUGCAUAUGCCUUAGAUUAUUUCUCCAAGUCCCUGUUUGAGAACUAUGUAGAGUUUUAUGCAGGUGUGUUGACACAGCAAAGGAAUCAGAGACAGGCUGAUUUGGGACGUGAGAUUCAUGCUUUAUCUGCUGCCAGCAAACCACUGGCAUCUUGGACUGCUCAGCAGGCAGCUCAGGAGUGCCGAGAAGCUUGUGGAGGACAUGGUUACCUUGCCAUGAAUCGUCUGGGUGAUAUCCGAAAUGACAAUGAUCCAAACUGCACAUAUGAGGGAGAUAACAACGUCCUCCUUCAGCAAACCAGCAACUACUUAAUGAGCUGGAUGAACUGCAUAAGAGAUAAAGCUCCUUUUGAAUCCCCUUUGGGAACAAUAAACGUUUUGCAAGACUAUCAUCAUAUCCUUGGCUGGAAAUUCACAGCCAUUAGUGUUGAAGAUUGCAUGGACUCCUCAGUUCCUUUAGCAGCUUAUAAAUGGCUGUUUUGCUACCUGCUCCGAGAAAGUGACCUAAAACUGAGUAAGGAAAAGCAGGCUGGGCUAAGUGAUUUUGAGGCAAAAAACAACUGUCAGGUGUACUACUGUCGAUCCUUAGCCAUUGCCUUUAUUGAACAAACAGUCUUACAGCGGUAUCAUGACUACACUCAUGACCCCAGCAUUCCACCUGCACUGCAGCCAGUGCUUAAGAAUCUCAGUGCUCUCUAUGGACUCUGGUCUUUAAGUAAACACCUGGCUGUGCUCUACCAAGGUGGCUAUGCUUCAGGUGAACAACCUGGUAGACUUAUUCAGAAUGCUAUUCUGGAGCUCUGCUACAGGUUGAAAGAUGAUGCCGUUGCCCUCGUUGAUGUCUUUGCUCCUCCCGACUUCAUUCUCAAUUCUCCCAUUGGUAAAGCCAGUGGAGAGUUAUAUAAAAAUAUGUGGGGAGAGAUCCUUCAAGGCAACAAAGUUCUGAACAGACCUUCAUGGUGGGCAGAAUUUUGUAUUAAUAAACCUGUUAGAGGCAGGCUGAAGUCAAGAUUGUAAACCAAUCAACUUGUAAGAGUCUGGAUGGCCUGAGAUGGAUACUUCAUUUCAAACAUCAAGAGGAAAGGAGACCAUAUGUCAAACACUGAAAAUGGAAGAGAUUUUCAUUGAGAGGUGCCAAGUUUUAAAGUAACUUUGAAAUCAAGUCCAACUUGGUCUCAGGGACUGUUAACAUAGUAAUGACAGGAGCAAGAGCAACAAAUCUGCACACUAUACAUAUUUACUCAAUUAAAUGCAAAAAAAUGAAGAAUCAUUAUGAUUGCUGCUUUGCAAAGUUUAUAUAAAAGAAAUUUUCCAAUCA
Neopelma chrysocephalum (saffron-crested tyrant-manakin) is the source of this 2534-nucleotide messenger RNA. RefSeq names its product acyl-CoA oxidase 3, pristanoyl (gene ACOX3). The record is from RefSeq and is a predicted model, not a curated record. Bases 113 to 2233 code for a protein of 706 amino acids. Gene Ontology annotation, biological process: fatty acid beta-oxidation using acyl-CoA oxidase; lipid homeostasis. The transcript has 18 exons. Gene Ontology annotation, cellular component: peroxisome. NCBI's taxonomy places the organism in Eukaryota, Metazoa, Chordata, Aves, Passeriformes, Pipridae. Gene Ontology annotation, molecular function: FAD binding; pristanoyl-CoA oxidase activity; fatty acid binding.